Puccinia graminis f. sp. tritici CRL 75-36-700-3 is the source of this 1116-nucleotide messenger RNA. RefSeq lists its product as uncharacterized. NCBI's taxonomy places the organism in Eukaryota, Fungi, Basidiomycota, Pucciniomycetes, Pucciniales, Pucciniaceae. The record is from RefSeq and is a predicted model, not a curated record. The transcript has a single exon. The coding region runs from base 1 to 1116 and encodes 371 amino acids.
AUGACCACCGUAGUUGGCCCCUCAUCCCCGCCCUAUACUCUUCCUGAACCCCAAUCAACGGUGUUUCCCAACCCAGCCGCGCAUGCUCCAGGAAACCCGACGGUGUUUACCCAAGCGGGAAACCAGAGGAGGCCCUCCGUCAUCAUGCAAAAGAUCCAGCCUCGAGUGGUUUCCAACCCCAAGGCUUUUCAAAACUGUCAAUCGGAAAAUGCUCUAGUGCGAAUGCGUGCAGCCUUUGCCAAGAACGCGCAAGAGGCUGCUCCAGUCGACCAACAGAUUGAACCGCCCACCCCUGUCAACACUCAAUCCGUGGAGCAGAUUCGUGCGCACUUGGCUCAGAGCCACCAAACGGAUGGCGGUUCCGAUGGUGCGUCGGAUGCCACUGGAGCCUCAAGGGGGCCAGAACUCUCACCCCACCUCGUGCAACUAAUCGAGAAGAUACCCAAGGAGCUCUCUUUUUUGCUAGAACCCAAUCUCAAUUUGGAGAAGAAGUCGUGCACAAAGGAACUCAUCCUUAAGGGGAUCAAGCACUUCAUGCCUGGGUACAAACCACCCGUUAAACAACCAAAGAAGAGUCUAUUGGUCAGAGCAUUUCAGCUCCAGAUCCUUCCGCUCAUUGCACCUUUUGUUCAGUGGAAGAUGGAGCAAUUCGAGCAAGCCGCGGCUGACGAAUCUCUCGUAAUGCAAGAAGAUCCGGCUCCGGUUGACUUGUCAGGGAUUAAUCCCAAUAAACCCAAUAUCACCACUGAUAUAAUUCUCACGAUAAUAGCCGAAAGACGACCGAGCGCAAAACUGCCCGAAUCCAUGAGCAAAGCGGCUGCCAUCAAUUUCUUCUACCAAUACAUCUCACCAAGACCACCUCAUGGUCAUCCUCAGGCGUUCACGACAUGGCCAAAAACGGUCCCCAAGCCGUAUCACCACUUUUUAACUCGUGAUGAGCUUUGGUAUCUAAUCCAAUGUUAUGUCGCCAUCUUGUUCAUUCCUUGCGCUGUCGGUAAGGUCCACCUUCUAGCUAUCUAUGAACAAUUCGUCCUUGAUGAGAUUUCUGAGGAGACCAUCUUUGAGGGGAUUCAUUAUUUUGUUCGUCAAGAUCCAAACCCUCCUCACCAGUCUUAA